This is a messenger RNA of Pestalotiopsis fici W106-1, 1302 nucleotides long. RefSeq lists its product as uncharacterized. Bases 1 to 1302 code for a protein of 433 amino acids. The record is from RefSeq and is a predicted model, not a curated record. The transcript is spliced from 3 exons. NCBI's taxonomy places the organism in Eukaryota, Fungi, Ascomycota, Sordariomycetes, Amphisphaeriales, Sporocadaceae.
AUGGGCGGCACAGCAUUCUCUCACAUUGACCCUCUCAACCUGUUUACCCCUCGGAUGCCGCCAAACGUCUACCACCGGGUGCGAGACGACUGCCAUGCCGCACUCCGACAACGCUUCCUCGCCGUCGCCACCCCCAUUCAAGCGCCCGGCAAGAAGAACUUUGGCGAUGUCGACAUUUUCGUGGCUUGGGACACUGAACAAAGCUCCAAGGUCGAUUUCGACAAGUUUGUCGACAGUAUCCGCGACCUUUUAGGCGCGACGUAUUCUCGGUACGAGGGGCUGGUGAAUUGCGACGCCCAGUUUGCCGUUGCGUGGCCCGAUGAUCCGUACGGUCUAGCCUAUUCAGAUUCUGAAGAGAAUCCUCGCUUCUGCCAGAUUGAUGUACACAUCUGCAACAGCAUCGAGGCUUUCCACUGGAAUAUGUGGUACUAUGCGCAUGGGGAUUUAAUGCCAAUGAUUCGCAACAUCAUGCGCCCGUACGACCUUGUCAUCAACGCGCGAGGUCUGUUCUUACGCAUCCCCGAGAUCAGAGAUGGGGCCAAGAAGGUUUUUGUGACCGACGAGCCCAGUCAAGCCCUGGGUAUCCUUGGAUAUGACCCAAUGGCGCCUGUGUAUCAAGAGUCUUUUCAGAAUGUUGACGAACUAUUCGUGUACACAACCAAGUGUCGCCUCUUCAAAGGAUUCUACGGUACCGAUCUCACAGACGAAGAUGGGAGAAGCAUGUCUGAGAGAGAAGUUUUCAAGACCUGGAUUCGAGACUUUGUUCCCACCUGCAUCGACGGAUAUCCCAAAGAAGAGAUUUCAAAGGAUGCAAUCCGCAAUGAGAUUUUCCAAAAGUUUCCGGCGACCAAGGCUGAAUAUGAUGCCUCGCUUCUCAGAAAUAAGAAACGGAAGCAAAGAGACUUCAUCUCCAGAACAAUCGAGUCAUCCUUGGACAUGGUCAAGGGAGUAACCUCGGCAUGGCGCAAGGCGGCGUCUGCGGCACUAAAGGAGAUCAUUCUGUUUUCGGAUUAUAGCCUUGGAUUUCGCCCUUUGGAGGAUCUCAAAUUGAGCAAUGGGCUAUACAAGGAGGACGAGGUCAAGAUGUUCAUUGAGCAAGCAUUGGAGGUGGUGGGGGAGGUGGCAUGGGAGCGUCAAUGCUGCAAUGAUCACAUGGGAGAUAUCUCCCAAGCUCAGCAAAGGACGAGAAUUGAGGAGGAGGACUUGGCAUGGUCGGAGGGUGAAGAUGAGAUCUUUAUGCCAAAGUACCGUGAGGGCUAUUAUCAGAACCAUGCUAGCGACUGCGACUUGAACUACAUUUGA